Ochotona princeps (American pika) is the source of this 4057-nucleotide messenger RNA. It is a transcript of the gene MROH8, whose product is annotated as maestro heat like repeat family member 8. The transcript has 24 exons. Gene Ontology annotation, cellular component: cytoplasm. The record is from RefSeq and is a predicted model, not a curated record. The coding region runs from base 83 to 3283 and encodes 1066 amino acids. Lineage: Eukaryota; Metazoa; Chordata; Mammalia; Lagomorpha; Ochotonidae.
AGCCCCCCGACAGACGCGGACGACUCCCUCCCAACUCGCGGCCCUCUUGCCGACCCUCAACCUCGCCAAAAGCCCGCGGCCCAUGUCCCUGCCCCGCAGGGGAAGAGGGCCCCGCCUGGCCGGCUCCCGAGUGACGGGUACCGCCGGUCCGCGGGCUACAGCCCUCUCCCCGCAGCGGACCGGCCGCGGGGCCCAGGCGCUGAGCCAUGCGCAACGCCUCACCCGGCGGCGCCAUUCCUCCCAGCAGGUCCCGCCGGAGCCCGAGUCUCAGGCUGACUUCCGCUCGGGCAAGUGGCUCUUCGAGCGAGCCGGAGGGGACGCCAGGGACUCGCGGCAAGCUCUGUGUGCCGGGAUAGGCUCCAAACACAGGAUCUGUGGUCGCGAAGAUGUAGUGAUCCCUUGUGUUUCUGACAACGAUUCAGGAAGUGUGGAUUUGCAGCUGAGCAGCAUAGAGGAUAUUAGAAACCGCCCAAGUAGCGUUGAAAAUACAGAUUCAGACAUCUCCGACUUCCCUGGACUCCCUCCAGAGCCCCUCUCAGACAGCUUCAGUUCCAUGGCCUGUCCAGGACCCCUUGGUGAGAUCGUCAUUGACACGUUGAUCGACUCCAUUAAGGAGGGAUUUAAUGGUGACUUAAAGGAUGAACAUGAAAAGCUGGUAUUCCUAAGAUCUUUGUCUUCUCUCAGCCAAAAUUUACCCUAUGAUGAAACCACAGAGUCUUUCAUUAACAGCCACCUGGUGGACAUUGUGCAUGUCCUCAGUGUCCUGGUACAAGAGGAGUCCCUGCACACUCUAUUCAGCCCCGUGCGCCAAGAGAUCUUCGUCAUCAUAGCAGGCCUCAGCUACCUAGAUGUGCACCUGCUGUUUGGGUCUGAAGAUCGUGCUGACUUGUUCAGUCUGGUCACCCGAAGUCUCAUCACUCUGCCAUCCCUGAGCAUUCUGAGCCAGCCGGAGGAGGGCAUGCCAAGCAGACCCUACACCCCCGAGUAUCUCUACAGGCAGACGUUCCAGGCAUUCUUGGAGAUGCUCCAGAGUUUGGUGGUAAAAGACCCACAUUUGGAAAACCUUGAUGCCAUUGUUAAGCAGAUGGACCCGUGGUUACAGUCUGUUGUUGACCAUGAGAGGGAACGGGCCACAAUCAGCAUGUCUCAAGUUCUGAAGUGUUUGUCCAGACACCUCAACCUCAAGCUUCCACUGCAAUUCCAAAGACUUGGCCACCUGGUGGCCCUGAUGGCGCUGCUGUGUGGGGACUCGCUGAGGGAGGUGGCAGAGGAGGCGGCAGAGGGCACCCACUACCUGCUGCGAAUCACUCUGCGGCUGAAGUAUAUCACUCAUGACAAGAAAAAUCACCAAAGCUUGAGAAAUGCAUUGAAAAAAUGUCGACAGCUGCUGGAACUCUGUGGUAUUAAGCAGUUUUACAGCUGUCCCGUCAAAAUUGUCCAGAUCUUCGAAGUUUUUCUCAAUGCAAAUGAGCUUUGCCAGUUUGCCAUAACUACGUUGGACAGCCUGGGAAAUCAGAGCCAUCCUCACACCCAGGGGUCGGCAGUAGAAUUGUUGAUAACCUUGGUGAAAGAUGUUGAGUCCCAAACUGAAAAGGUGCCAGAAGUCGUGGGAGUUAUCUGUGCCAGGCUGUCCAUCAUCAACCAGCCUAGAUUGCGCCAGCAGAUCAUCCAUACUGUGAGUUUGUUCAUCUCCAGGCCCAAGUACACAGACACAAUGCUCAGCUACCUGCUGUGCCUCCCAGUACCAUACGACAGGCAUCUGGCUGAGCUGUGGAGGAGCCUGGAGGUAGAGCUGCCCAGCACCACCUGGCUACUGUGGAGGCUCCUGAAGAAGCUGCAGAAACACCACAGCAUGGCCCCACAGGAGAAGACAGCCUACGUGGCUGUUGCUGCAACAAAUGCCCUUUAUGAGCUGUUUGUUGGGAACAGGCUCCGGGCAGCUAUGUUCCGACUCUGUCCCCAGCUGCUCAUGACCUUGCUCGUCCAGAUUCACCAUAGCAUCGGCCUCACCAUGUCUGACAUCACUGUCUCCAGUGACCUGUACACAGAACAGGAAAUGCCUUCUGAAGUCACCCCUCUGUGUCUUGCCAUGCAGGCCACAAAGAUGCUGCUCCUCAGAACCCUGUGCUGGCAGGAAUUCUAUGCCAUGGAGAAGAGCCGAGGCUGGAGUCUUCUGGGUGGAAACGAUUGCCAUCUUCAGGGAGUGUUCCUCCUUGCCAACACAUUGCUGGAAAGAAAUCAAGACCUUGCACACAAAGUCAUGUACCUGUUAGUCCCUCUUCUCAACCGAGGGAACGAGAAGCACCAGCUCACUUCGGCAGGCGUUUUUGUGGAGGGAGGGGUUCGGCAGUCACUUGUGUGGCUGAGGUCUGGGUGCUUUCAGCUGCUCCAGAGUCCAGUGGUCAAGAGGCUGCCCAACAUCUACUCUGUGGUCCGCCUGAGAGACUGGCUGCUCUGCGGAAAUAAUCUCUUCAGAAUCCUUGCCCUGAGGGGGCUGCACCACCUUGUCAAACACCAGAAGAUGAAGGAAGACGUCAGUAGCCUGCUGCCACCCAUCAUGGACUGCUUGUGUGAGAGCGAUGGAAGGAUUGUUCUGCUGGCCAUGCAGCUUCUGCUACACUUUGUCGGGAUGGUGGAUCCCAGCACCUUGGCUUCCCUGAUGAAGACUGUGUUCUCCCUGUUUGGUGAUGUGCGCCCUGAUGUGCAUCGUGUCUCCAUGACCCUCUUUGGAGCCUCUGUAAAGGCCGUGAAACGUGCAGACAGGAAGGGCAUCGAGAACCAAAUCCUGGGCAGCCUGAUCCCACUGCUUCUGUAUUCUCAGGAUGACAUUGAUGCCAUAGCUGAGGAGAGCAAGCGAGUCCUCAGUAUCUGUGCCACAUUCCUCAAGUGGAAGCUGCCCCGAGCAGUAUCCUGCAAAGACCCCUGGUACAUCAGACCUGUUCAAGUGGGGACCAUCUGCAAGUUCUUUGGAAAAAAAUGCAAGGGGAAAAUUAACAUCCUUGCUCAAACAUUGACGUACACCAAGAAUGCCAAACUUCCCAUCAGAAGAACAGCAGUCUUGUUUGUAGGGCUCUUUUCAAAGUAUGUGGACAGCAAUGAGUUCAAGAUGCAGGGCACUGAAUGGAUAGAGGAUGAUCUGAGAAGUCUGCUGCAUGACCCCGAGCCCUCUCUGCGCGUGAUCGCCUCCCGGGCUCUGUUCCGAGUCCAGAGGGUGAGGAUCCAGCCCGAGGCCGAGCAGACCAUUUGUUGGCUGAGGAAGCACCUUUGCUGUCUUUCUGCCUAGGAGUGCGAGGCAGGCCACAUCAGGUAGUAUUAUCUCCAUUUUGUAGAUGAAGAAGCUGUGGAAUCUAGCAUCAAACUGACUUGCCCAAGGUCACACAACGAGAAGACAGCCUCACUAGGAUCCAAAGCCAAGUCCGUAGCUCCCAGCCCACAUAUUUACUGGUCUGCUCUGUUCUUCUCCAGUGAGUUCUAGCGAGAUGGCCUCUGCAGUGAGCCUCACUUGGGGCCUCAUGAUCUGACCAAGAUUGGAAAGUGAUAACGCACUUCAAAUAGCUCAUUCAAUGCAAAGUUUAAGCGCUACUUAUCUACAAGUUAUUGGUGUACUUCAGCAUUGAAAUAGGGUGAUACACAUCCUACACUAUCCAGUGGUGUUAAAGCAAAGAGUAGUGGUUAUUCUUCACGAAUGCUGUUGGAGUCUUUGGGAUCGUAAGAGCUGAAUGAAUCCUUGUCUGUUAGCUUAUGUUUGUAGAUCCCUUUCCCCCUAGGAAGAUUGUUACUUUUACCUGAUUUAUUUAUUUAUUCCAUUCUAUUUGUACUUUUUCUGUUAAAAUUCUCAGACACAUCCUAUAAGGAGCCAGGUCUGUUCUUUACUGAGUGCCUCAGCAGUUGGGAUGGGCUAACAAAGUACUCCACAACAAUUCGAGUAACAAGUUCAUUUAGGAAAUAACUCUGUUACAUGUGUACAAGACCCCCCUUGAUGACUGGCUAAUUUUCAUGAAAUUUUUAAACUUCCAGACAUGAAAUUUUGUUUUAUUGAAAUAAAACUUCAAUAUAA